Gorilla gorilla gorilla (western lowland gorilla) is the source of this 3092-nucleotide messenger RNA. RefSeq names its product synapse differentiation inducing 1 like (gene SYNDIG1L). The record is from RefSeq and is a predicted model, not a curated record. Bases 578 to 1456 code for a protein of 292 amino acids. Gene Ontology annotation, cellular component: membrane; intracellular membrane-bounded organelle. Lineage: Eukaryota; Metazoa; Chordata; Mammalia; Primates; Hominidae. The transcript is spliced from 5 exons.
GGGCUGGGAAAGAGGGCUCGGCUCCAGGAAGCGGGUACGCGGGUUCCAGCUGCGCGCCCCUCGCUUCGCCGCCUCCUCCGGGCUCCCCCGACUUCCCGCCCCGCCCCGCCCCGGAGCCGGGUCCGGAGUGCCUGGUGGGCUGAUUCCGGAGCGUGGAAGGGAGCACGGAGCACGGAAGCGAGAGGGAGGCGGCGGCGGCGGGAGGCGGGGAGGAGGGGGACCCUCCUCGCUGCUCUCCCAAGUCGGCGCGGAGCCGCCUCGGGCCGGGCCGAGGGCUGCGCGGCGGCGGCGGCGGGGCCCGGCCAGGAUGCGGGGCUCCCGGGACCGCGCGGGGCGGGGCGGGCGGCGGCGGCGGGCUGCGGACGGGAGCUGUCCGCGGUGCUGAAGCGGCGGCGGCUCAGGGACGCGGGGACGAGAGAAGGGGAGCCCUCCUGGGAGUUCCACCGCGACCGCGAAGCGGGGGCGCCGUCGCUCACCGGCCCAUGCCGAGCCCCCGAGCCCCGCGGAGGAGGCGGGACCGUCCGCGGCGGGACAGAGAGGAAGGAGGAGGCCCUGCAUUUGUGAGCACUGAAGAGCUAUGAUCCAAGCCUGCAUGACCUGCCCAAGCCUGUGCGCCCUAUCUCUGCCUGUGGAGAGGCGUCUGCCACAGCUGCAUGACAGCCUAUAUGGAACUCACCUCUGGGCUCUGAGGACUGCUCCGCUGGCCCAGGCCCCCCUCCCCAGCAGCUGCCCCAGAACCAUGGAGAGUCUGAGUGAACUACAGAACCCGCUGCUGCCCAGGAGCCCUGCCCAUCUCCAUGGCCCCUAUCCCUACCCGGAGACCCCACCCAGCUGGUCCUGCCAGGAAAAGCUCUACUCCUACCUCCUAGGUGGCGCUGGGCCUGCCGGAGCCCACCAGCUCCUGGACCCAGGGUCCCUGCAGCUGGCCGUGGAGGCCUGGUACCGGCCUAGCUGCCUCCUGGGGAGAGACAAGGUCAAGGAGCCCAGGGCAGGCAGCUGUGAGACCAGCUUCACAGAGGACAGGGAGCCCCAGGAGGGGCCUCCAGAGCAGCCCACAGGACCUGGCCAAGCUGCAGAGAAUGUCACCAUCCAGACUGUGUCCUACGGGGUACAAGAGGAGCUGCAGGACCAGGAGGAUGACCAGGAGGAAGAGGAGAGCGAUGCCACUUCAACAGAGAGUGAAAGUGAAGACAACUUCCUCACGCUGCCUCCCAGGGACCACCUGGGCCUUACUCUCUUCUCCAUGCUCUGCUGCUUCUGGCCACUGGGCAUUGCUGCCUUCUACUUCUCCCAGGGGACCAGCAAGGCCAUCUCCAAAGGGGACUUCCGCCUGGCCAGCACCACCUCCCGCCGGGCCCUCUUCCUAGCCACACUCGCCAUCGCCGUGGGGGCUGGUCUCUACGUGGCUGUGGUGGUGGCUCUGGCAGCUUACAUGUCCCAGAACGGUCAUGGCUAGUAGCCAGUAGGGCCUGCAUCCUGACUCCCCUGCCCACCUGAGGAAGCAGUGGGGCUUGGGGUUGCAGACCCUAUGGAAAGGCCUGGCCCCUGAAGAUGAUCCCAUGAGAGUGGCUUGCUGAGGGGGAGACCCCCAUUCCACAGCCUGCAGAGCUCAGCCUUCACUUCUGCUUGCCCGCUGCUCCCAGCCCCAGAGCAGGGCCCGGGGCGCCACUCUCUAACCCAGGCUACAGACGGGAAACAGAAGGCAGGGCUGCCCACCAGGCCAUCCCAGCAGGGCCUAGCUCCGUCCAUUCUGCCCAUUCCCUAGAGGAUCUCCUGCCCUACAGCCAGCCCACAACCUACCCUGCCAACCUCCCCACAGAGAAAGAGCAGGAGGUUACAGGGAGGAAAGGGGGUGCCCAGGGCACAAGGGGACCUGUCCCAAUCCUUUCAGCCCACAGGGAUCUUCACCUGGGGACAGCCUGAGCUUCCCUCAACUCCACUGUCUGGCCCCAUCAUGCCCAGACCUCAGCAGGCCAAGAAGGAAAUACGUGGAGGCAAGGGGGCCUCUUGCUGUCUCUGAUUCUAGAGGGUGCUUAUCUCUGCAUGGGCUUGUGAGGCACUGUAGAUUCUAGAUAGGGAAGAGGAGCCUCGGUAUGUAAACUCUGAACCAAGGGCAGGUUCUUGGAGCUUCUUCAUGCGGGUGCAAAAGGCAGUUGCAAUGACAGAGAAUAGAGGGUCCUGAAAUAUUGCUGGACUACAUGACUCUUCCUACUCUCCCCCCACUCCCCGCCCCUAUCAUCCUUUUCUGGGCUUUGCCUGGGGGUCCGUGAGCUGGUGCCAUCACAAGUAGACUAGACCCAGAGAGUGCCCUCAGCUCACCAGCCACUGAGUGCAGGGCCCUAGGUCCAGCCCUGCAGAAAACGCAGCAAGGAGAGACCCUAGGGAGUAGUGAGUAUAGAUGAGGGAAGGGACUCAGGGAAUGAAUGGCCUGCUGAGUAGUCAGCAGUGCUUAGGAAGGCUUCCUGGAGGAGGUAUCCCUUGAGCAAGGCCUAGGAUGAAUAGAAUUCAUCUAAGGGAUUUGGUCACAUAACUCUUUGUAUUUGUAGGCAGGGAUGUGGCAGGAACCUUCCAUGGGAAGCUUCCAGGCUGUUUGGAUUCUGCCUGGAACAUCUGGGCUGGAGCCAAACUACAGCCAUUCCUAAGGGUUCUGCCAACUCAAGGAGGAACGUCACACCUGUCUCUCAAAGACAAGUGAUGUUUUCCCAUCUCUGAAUGCUAGGGGGUCAGUGGUGGGUACCUGGUUACCCCUGGGGCAUCUUCACUGAUACCUCUGCUCAGUGCCAGUCUCAACACCCUCAGCCACUAGGGCACAUCCAGAAUUUUAGAGACAUCUCCAGGUAGGCAGGGGGCAGCACCAAUGUGGGCAGGCCUGUCUGGACUCAAGCUACAGGCCCCUGCUGUGCAUGAUGUGGGAACCUGGUCAUUCCCAUGCCCCAUCCGGAGCCCAGGGCUGUGGCUCCACCACUGAGCAUCCCUUGUCCCACUGUCCUCUCCUGCCUCGGGCACUGCCCAGCCCUCCACUCCUGCAUCACAGCAGUUUUAAGGUCCCAUUAUUGUACUGAUUUAUCCUUGUAAUAAACGUUUCUGUAACA